Messenger RNA from Oncorhynchus mykiss (rainbow trout), 3656 nucleotides. Its product is annotated as calcium-binding protein 8. Gene Ontology annotation, molecular function: calcium ion binding. NCBI's taxonomy places the organism in Eukaryota, Metazoa, Chordata, Actinopteri, Salmoniformes, Salmonidae. The record is from RefSeq and is a predicted model, not a curated record. Gene Ontology annotation, cellular component: trans-Golgi network membrane.
CACCUUGCCUCAGCGAGCCGAUUGUCCAUCCCGCGGGGGCUGUGAGGCGCUAUGGGCGCUCCUCUGAGCCUGUAUCACUGCUGAGCCUUGCAGUGACGCCCGCUUUUUACGCUUGCUUAUCGUUGCAUGUCACAUAUUUUUAAGAAUGUCGCGCACCAGGUAGCCUUUUUCGACCUCUUGUCGCACAUGAUGCUGCUACGCGCUGUGAAUGCACGCUGCUAGGUGUGAGCGCUAGCGCAGCCGCAGAGGAAAGGCCGUGUCAGUCAUUGGGACUCAAUAAAUCAAAUCAAAUUCAGGCGGUUGAAGACUCAUUAUUGAGUCUUCAACGUGUUUCCCCCAUGUGGAGGAAUGUUUGAGUGAGUGAGUGAGUGAGUGAGAGAGAGAGAGAGAGAGAGAGAGAGAGAGAGAAUGGGAGAGUCAGUAAAGUGAGUCAGUGAGUGAGCCACUUCCAUGGCUCAAAUAUUAACAACGGAUUUCCUUAUACUGAUGCUGCUGCUUUGGGAGAAGCCCAAAUUCGGGAGGAAGCAGUCGGGCUCAGUUGUCUGGGGACAGGCACCCUGCUGCUGCUGUGUUUAGGACUAGGAAUCUCUGCCUGCGGAGCCGUCCGAUGGAGGAGGAGAUGACAGAGCAGGAGCCUCUGGGUUGGACAGAGGAGCCUGUACCUGAGGUAGGAGGAGAAGGAGAGGGAGAGUUACCAGGCUUAGGAACCCCUACACUAAGAGACCUGAUGGAGAGCCCGGUGAAGGAGCCUGUUGCACUGCAUCUGUACCCCAACACAGAGUAUCAGUAUGGGGACAAGAUGCCGUUCCACCAUGUGACGGCAGGACUGCUGUACAAGGGGAACUACCUGAGUCACUCUCUGUCUGAGGACAAUGACAGUGACCAGCUGGCCAGCAUCUCUGUGGAGGAGCUAGAUGAGAUCCGGGAGGCAUUCAGAGUGCUGGACCGGGAUGGGAACGGGUUCAUCUCCAAGCAGGAGCUGGGUAUGGCCAUGAGGUCCCUGGGAUACAUGCCCAGUGAGGUGGAGCUGGCCAUCAUCAUGCAGAGACUAGACAUGGAUGGAGACGGGCAGGUGGACUUCGAUGAGUUCAUGACGAUCCUAGGACCCAAGCUCCUGUCGUCUGAAACCAGGGAGGGCUUCCUUGGGAGCACGAUAGACAGCAUAUUCUGGCAGUUUGACAUGCAGCGUAUCACCCUUGAGGAGCUGAAACACAUCCUGUUCCACGCCUUCAGAGACCACCUGACCAUGAAGGACAUCGAGAACAUCAUCAUCAACGAGGAGGAGAGCCUCAACGAGAACUCGGGACACUGUCAGGCAGACUUUGAAGGAAGUGAGUUGAGUAGAUUCUGUAGCCUGUGGAGAGAGAUGGAGGGUGGACGAGAGAGAGAGAUGGAGGGUGGAUGUGUGGGAGAGAGAGAGUCUGCUAGCUGUCAUCGGUGUGGCAGAGAGUGCUGCACGCCCCUCCACCCGUCAGGAUGGAUCUGACUCCACCUAUCAGGAUCCAUAACCGUCAGACUCCACCUGCUGAUUUAUUGAUUGAAGGUGUUCAUGGUGUAGGAAGUCAUUUGGUCACCUGGGCUAUGAUGAAAAAAGGUGUCAUCAGGGAGUUAUGAAUACCAUAGCAGUGGGGAAGGGUGAUUAGGUUGAUAUGAAUCUUUAUUUUUUGUUUGUUAUUGGGUCGUUCCACGAAAAGAAUGCCUUUUGCGUCUCUUUGAUAUUUUAAGUACAAAUAUUGCACCAAUAUAGAAUUUUAAAAGCCUGCUAUAUUAAUUGAAGUGCCUUUUAAUAUAGACCACAUGGAGAAUUCAAUAAAUCCUAUUUUCUUAUCUGAAUAAAGGCUUCCUAAUGUGCCAAAAUGCACCAUUUUGACAUGUCCCUCCAUCAGCCCUGUGUCACUUCUAGAAAGAUUUCAAACCACUUGAUCCAAAAAUGUCUCCAAGUUUCACCAUCAUCGUAAAAAUCGAGUUAUUUUUUGGCAUAGGCAUUUUUAAAGACGUUUUAUUUAUUUAAUGUGAUUAGUGAUUCAUUUACAUCUGUCCUUUAUUUUAAGAUCAACCCUGUUAAGUGAAUUACACUCAUUUUAAUAUGUUGAAACUAUUUAUUUUAAAAUGUUUUUUCAAAAGAAACAUUGAACAUCUAAUAGUCAAAUCAUAGUUUAAAAGCAAGUGGUUCUAGUGGUUCUACUCUUUUUGGCCUUUUUCUGGUUUUGUGGUGGAAAACUGAGUGGGUUGAGUAUAACACGUCAACCCUGUUACCCCAUAGAUAGACAGGAUAGAAAUGUUUUAGCAAUUAAAUUGUUUUGGUGCAGCUUGCACUCAAUUAACACUCACUGUUGCACACAAUAAGCUUCCAUUCCUUCAUUCACAAAGGGAUGUAUGGCUGAUUUAAGAUGACAUCGUCAACCUGUUACGGUCAACCCUGUUACUUUAUUUGGAAUUCAAUAGGCACUUCCUAAAGUCUAUUUUAAAAGUAUCCACUUGAGAUGGAAAACAUGUUUUUAUGAAGUUGAACAUGUGCUGUUUUUGACAGAAUGUUAAAAUUAGGUGGAAUCAACAUAUUUUUUUGACCAAGUUACACUUCUCUAAAGGCACUGAAUUAUUGGAAUGACCCUAUUAUGUCUGUAGUGAAGAUGAUACAACCAUUGAAUGUCGGGAGCAGGAGACCAGUGUUCAGGUGAAUCAUUACAAAACAUAAAAUGUAGCAUUUCCCCUGAGAUCUGAGUCCAACUAGAACCUCCUUCCCCAGUAAGCUGUUGGUUCUGUAGCCUUUCAGGUUAGAGCUAAAAUAGACACUCAGAGGUCAUUCCCUUAUUAAUCUCUCUCUGUUGCAGUCUGAGACACACUGCUCCUUGUGAAACUGGAAAGGCUGUGCGAUGCAGCAGAGCCGAAAUGGCCUGUAAAUUUACUGCUGUAAGAGUGGCAACAGACAUCAGGGCUGGACAUGGAUUGUAAGGUGCUUUAUCAGAGUAUUAAAACCGGAAGGUGAGACUGAGAGAUUGCAAUGUGUCCUCUGUGCGAAUGGGAUGUUUCAACUGGGUUUGUGACUGGGAGUUACAGUUAGCACCACUAUGGGCUAAAUCACGUAGGGGAAGAGAAUAUCAGGCUCCAAGGUCUAAAUGAACAGUACCCGCUAUUGACGAACACUUGAAUGUGUUCUGACCUAUAGAAAUAAAUACUUGAUGUCACUGUAGGGCACAAUUGAUUGUGUUAUCGAAAAUGCUUCAUGAUACAGGUAUGACAAAUCUAUACAUUUUAGCUCAUUUUGAUUACUAAUUUUAACCAAAAAAAACGGUUAAAGUUGACUUUUGUGUAAGUAAAGUGAUUUGUUCAGUGCUUUCUGACGUCAUAGUUGUAAAUAGCUUGUGAGAGUGAGAGAGUGAAAUGUAAAGGGAGGCGGGGGCAACCUACACACGACUUUGUACCUGCAGGUCAUUGGCCCAGCCCAUCUAAUUACCACAGUUACCACGGCCCUGUAAACCAGCACCGCUGUUUCCAGGUCACUGAUUGGGCAGGGGGAGGGAGAAUUGCUGACUAACCAUUUCAUGCCGGAGGUAGUCUGAACCGGAUAAUGAUAUCAUGGCCUGAAGUUCAAAUCAAAUCAAACUGUAUUUGUCACAUGCACGGAAUACAACAAGUGUAGAACUUACCCUGAAAUG